Molecule: messenger RNA, 1704 nt
Organism: Alosa alosa (allis shad)
Lineage: Eukaryota; Metazoa; Chordata; Actinopteri; Clupeiformes; Clupeidae
Exons: 3
Coding region: 154-1704 (516 amino acids)
Source: RefSeq, a predicted model, not a curated record
GGGGUGCGCGUUACAGGACGCUCUGCCUUUGAGCUGGCGUGUGUGUGUGAGAGUCUGUCUGUGUGUAUGAGCGAGAGUCUGUAUGUAUGUGUGUGUGUGUGUGUGUGUGUGUGUGUGUGAUUGUCACGGCAGUGUGUGAACAGCGUGACCGGCAUGAACAGGCCUGGAUUCCUCACCAAGGCCAGGCUUCGGCGGCUACUGAUGUCUGACGAUGUGUGGAGCUUCAGGAGGAAGAGGCACCCUGCUGAAUUUGCCCCAGACGAGGACGCCGUGGUGCCCGCACAGGGGGCAGAGGGGCAGCAGAACGAGCCGGACGAGCCGGACUUGCCCGCCAGAUACCCCUGCCACAGCCAGGCCCAGCAUCAGGUCAGAGACGAGAGGCAGUUGGCCAGCGCAGCGCAGACGCCUGGACAUCAGGUCAGAGACGAGAGGCAGUUGGCCAGCGCAGCGCAGACGCCUGGACAUCAGGUCAGAGACGAGAGGCAGUUGGCCAGUGCAGCGCAGAUGCCUGGACAUCAGCGUGACCCUAACAACACGAGCCAUCCGACCGGCCAGGAAACCAACCCAGCCCGGUUCAGUCCCUCUCUACUGGACCAGCGUGUGUUGAGGCGGCCGUCCCCCAAGAAUGACCAAGACCGGCUCAGAGCGGCCGUGUCAGCACCACCUGACCAAGUGCCGGUCUGUGGGUUCAGAACGAGACCGGUGGUGCUGGACAGGCCCGACAGAGCCCCAGCCCCCCAUCCCCCGCCGUCCAGAGCGCGGGAGUCGCUCUCCUCCGACUGUGAGACCACAUCUGGACAUCAGGCCUCCGAAAGCGCUCAGGAAAUGUUGACAAUCACUUUGAACAACCUCAGCGAUGUGAACACAGAUUCGUCCGAAACAGAGACGGACACUGCAAGUCUGAACGUGCGGAACAACCAGAGAUCACAGAACGUCUUGUCGUUAAACAACAACCAUGAGAACCGAGUAAACCUGGCCACCUCGGACCCGGAGCGACCUCUUCCUCUUCCUCCUCCUCCUCCUCCUCCUCUGGCUGCCUCUACUGCUGAGGGUCCAAACACACACACACACACACACCCUCCAGAGACAUCCAUGCGGGGGGCAGUCCUAGUGAACACCCCUAGCGUUGACUCAGGUUCAGAGCUGCAAAAGACGGCAUGUGAUAGCAGUCCUUCAGGAGCGGACAACAUGUCCAGUCUGUCGCUCAGCACGGAGAGCCUGGGCUCCUCAGAGGAGGACAGUCAUGGGGACAAGAUCGGGGGUCACCCACACAGGUGUGGCAGCCAGAGGCCGAGCUACGAGCCGUGCUGUGGGCACAUGGGUUUCAGGGAGGAGAGGUUGGCACAGCCAGACGAGCCGUGCUGUGGGCACAUGGGUUUCAGGGAGGAGAGGUUGGCACAGCCAGACGAGCCGUGCUGUGGGCGCAUGGGUUUCAGGGACUGGGAGGAGAGGUUGGCACAGCCAGACGAUGACGGAGAGAAGGUUUUGGACUCGCUGCUGUCCGAGAUCCUGUCCCCGGUGGACGAGGUGCUGUCGUACGGCAGUGCGGAGCUCCCUCCAUCGGCCAGAGGAGCGGCCGGCACCGAGACCGUCUCCGCCAGCUUCAGCCUUCCGCCGGCUCCGCCCGCAUACGAGGUCAUCACCUGGACCAGCGAGGAGGAUCUGCUGCCGCCCCCAGGACCAGGACCAGGGGCCUGCAGAUGA